Alternaria conjuncta is the source of this 957-nucleotide messenger RNA. RefSeq lists its product as uncharacterized. The record is from RefSeq and is a predicted model, not a curated record. The transcript has 3 exons. Lineage: Eukaryota; Fungi; Ascomycota; Dothideomycetes; Pleosporales; Pleosporaceae. Bases 1 to 957 code for a protein of 318 amino acids.
AUGGCGUCUCGUUCUGUUUCCUCCAUUUCGCACCCUCCUUACUUUGGGGUGAAGGUCCGGGUGUCUCGAACCGAUUACGAACGGCUCAUGAGCAGAGACAACUAUGGCCAUUGGCUGGUUGAAAGGAUGCAGGCUUAUGUAAAGCCCUACAACACGGUCGUAGCGGUCAUCGUGAAGAGCUGCGUCAUUCAUUUCCUUACCGAGACCAUGAGAGAAUCGCACGUUUUGGCGGAUGCCAUGCACGAAAGUAUUCCAUCUAAUCUUCAACUCACAAAGUCGACUACCAAGGUCGAGGGACUUAGCCAGCCGAGGUACAUGCUCUCGAUCGAUGAGUACGAUCGACCGGAGGAGGGCAACUCCGAAGAAACAAAGGCUACAGCUCGAAAAGAGCUUGAAGAACACUUUGGUGUCAAGCCGGGGCAGAUAUACAAGUACCACGCCUUUGGUACGGGCCGUAUCCGCAUCGAGACGUCCGAUCUCAAUCUGAUUUUCAGAUUCUACGAUGCCACUGAUGGCUUCAAACGCUGUCUUAUACUGGGUGGCAAUGACAGUGCUACAAUUGUCAAGGCUUCGGACACGAGUCUCGAGGAUGCAAGCGACCAAAAGCUUGUUCGCGGUGCGACGGCGAACAUGACAUCAAACAAUGUUAUCAACUGGAACAAAAAGGCCGGACCGACCGAUCAACUCGACAUUCAUCACGACGCUACCAACCUCGCUUAUUGCAAGCAUCCGGAUACUGCAAAAGAGUUAGCGCGGAUAGAAGCGGAACAAGAGCGUAUCGACAGGGGGGAGCUUUACUGGCUUGAGGUCAUGGAGAGCAUGCGAUUGGAGAAUAUGAAGAAGGGUAAACGGAAAGCUCCAUCAGAUGGUACGACCGCGGGGGGACCCCGAAAGACCCGACUCGUCACAGAUGCAUCGUCUCACAGGACCAUCCGGACCAAAUUGGGUGUAUCUUGA